AUGAUCAAUACUCCAGCAAUGGUUUUACAGAAUCCCAAAGUAGUUUCUACAAAAGGACGUCCUUCUGGUAUCACUAAUCGUCAAGAAACUAACUCAACCAGAAGAGAUCCUUCCGGAUUUGAGUUGAGGGGAACGCUAGUACUAUUAAAUCACUAG
Messenger RNA from Ambispora gerdemannii, 156 nucleotides. The record is from the annotation of a GenBank genome assembly. Lineage: Eukaryota; Fungi; Glomeromycota; Glomeromycetes; Archaeosporales; Ambisporaceae.